UAAUUGCUUUGAAAAUGGGGAAGCUUUCUUUUAGGUGAGGGGGAGAAGGAAACCUGUAGGUCAUCCUAAAGGACUUCUUUCGUCAGCUUUUGCAGAACUCCCUUGCUGUGGGAGGCCAGCGUUUUCCAGCUGAGGCUCCAGAGUGCAUAUCCAGGUCUCCUUUCCUCGGUAUUCGGUAUUCACAACAGCCUCCUCACAAGGAGCCUUCUGAGUUGAACCGCCAGGUGGCGCAUCUCUCGAAGGGAAUUCAUCUCUGUCAUAAAUGCAGGGGUAGUUGCCUGGCAACCAAAAAACGGGGCGUUCCAAACAAUUGGGACCCGGGAUCCUCUAGGAGCCAGGUCGUGCUACGGCUGCGCUAAUCUUCUGGGGAUAAACCUGCGCCUUUGGGCCUUUAAGCAUGCCUCACUCUCAGGAAUCUUACCCGCACCCUGCGUUAAGUGAUGAAGACACACACUUGCGGGCUUCUAAGAAAUUGCAAUGUAAGAACCCAACUCACCUUGCUCAGCAGCAGGAACCCUGGAAUCGGCUCAGCUCAACUCCCACAAUUACCUCCAUGAGGAGAGAUGCCUACUUUUUUGAUCCCAAUAUACCAAAGGAUGAUCUGGAUUUCCGCUUAACAGCCUUGUACGACCACCACACAGGGGCGUUCAAGAACAAGACUGAGAUUCUGCUACAUCAGGAAACCAUUCAGGAUAUCUGUGGAAGCAAGAUCCAGUUUCCUGGAGAAUUUUUACACUCUCCUCCGGCCCCCAUCACUUCCCGGGCUAACAUCAGACACUGGAUCAACCCUAAGAAAGAAUCCAUCCACAGCAUCCAGGGAUCCAUAGUGUCUCCUCACACUGCAGCCACCAAUGGAGGUUACUCCCGAAAAAAUGAUGGUGGCUUCUUCUCCACCUAGUGGUGACAACUAGGCUAAUUUCACUAUGGUAGAACAUCCAGCCGUCCUUCUUCAUUAAAUAGGUUUGUUCAAGACGAAGCCUAAAGUGUCUGCCGCCCAUGGCACGUUUGAUCACUCUUAAAAUGAAGAAAACACCCCAAUACUAAAA
This is a messenger RNA of Phodopus roborovskii (desert hamster), 1046 nucleotides long. It is a transcript of the gene Cfap276, whose product is annotated as cilia and flagella associated protein 276. Bases 398 to 898 code for a protein of 166 amino acids. The record is from RefSeq and is a predicted model, not a curated record. NCBI's taxonomy places the organism in Eukaryota, Metazoa, Chordata, Mammalia, Rodentia, Cricetidae. The transcript is spliced from 5 exons.